Lactuca sativa (garden lettuce) is the source of this 1269-nucleotide messenger RNA. The record is from RefSeq and is a predicted model, not a curated record. NCBI's taxonomy places the organism in Eukaryota, Viridiplantae, Streptophyta, Magnoliopsida, Asterales, Asteraceae.
AUGAAGAGAAGUUCUCCACAAGUGGUUGGUGAAGUUAGAAACACUCAACACUUGGAAACAAAGCUCUUGGAUUUGACUAAUGUGCUAAGUCAAAUGGUGGUGGGAAGUGGUCAACAAUUGAUGGUAUGCAACAUUUGUGCAAUGACGAGGCAUUAUACGGAUAAGUGUCCCUUACUUAGUAACGAACCAGAAGAUGUGAAUGCAAUGGGAGGAUAUCAAAGUCAACCAAGACCCAUGAGAUUUCAAAACAAUUUCAACCCAAAUUGGAGGAAUAACCCAAACAACCCAUACCCACCAAAGCAAAAUCCACCAAACAUUUUGAUGAGACCUCAACAUCCACAAUACCCCUCUCAAAAACCUCCAUGUCAACAAACUUCUUAUAACCCUCCAAAUUACCAACAACCUCCACAACAAGGCCAAUCAAGUGCCAAAGCCAAAGCCAAAGCCAAUUUCAACAAGAGACCAAUAACACUUUCUCCAACAUUCAAGCAAAAAUUGGAGACUUGGCCACCGCUCUCAACAAGAUGGAACAAAGGGGAAAACUUCCAUCUCAAACCGAGAAGAACCCCAAUAGAAGAAGAAGAUGAAGUCGUUGUUGUUAAGCCUACAAAGGUUGUAGUUCCUCCAAAGGAACCGGUUGUUCCAAACAUUGGUCAACCCGAAUCUUCCAACAAGACCAUAAAGCCAUUGGUCAUACCACCACCUUUCCCUUCCCGGUUAGCCUUUUCCAAGAAGAUAGAGGAAGAAAAUAAAUUAUUUGAAACUUUUCGCAAGGUCCAAAUCAACAUUCCACUAUUGAAUGAUAUUAAGAAAAUUCCAAGUUAUGCAAAAUUCCUAAAGGAUUUAUGCACCAAGAAAAGAAAAUUCAAGGCAAAUGAAAAGAUUCAAGUCAAUGCAAGUGUGUAUGCGGUUAUCCAAAAGAAGUUACCUCCCAAAUGCAAGGAUCCGAGAAUAUUUUCUAUCCCUUUUACCAUUGGUGAUUUGCAUGUCGAAAGUGCCAUGUUAGAUCUUGGAGCCUCGAUCAAUGUGAUGCCAUAUUCAGUUUUUCAAUCUCUCAAUGUUGGACCAUUGGAAGAAACCGGAGUAAUCAUUCAAUUAGCAGACAAGUCAAGGGUGUCUCCAAGAGGAGUUUUGGAGGAUGUGUUAGUACAAGUUAAUCAACUUGUUUUUCCGGUGGAUUUUUAUGUCAUUGAUCUUGAAGAGAAGACUCCUUCCAAAUCAUCUAUGCCUUGGAAGACCUUUCAUGCAUAUCGCUCACACAAUCAUUGA